GUGUGGAAGUAUGGCGGCCCAGGCGACCCCGCUCCGCGCUCCGCACAACUUCGCUGCUCGCGCUUCCCGGGGGGAGCGAUGAGCGGGCCCGCGGACCGAGGGCACGGCAACCGACAGCGCUGCGCCUGCGAGCAGAGGAGCCGACCCGCGGCGGGAGCCGCCGCCCCGCAGCCGGAGCACUUCCCUCGACUCGCCCCGAUCGAAGCGCCUCCAGCCCGGGUUCCGCCGGGGAAGAAGCUCCGCGGGACACGGAAGUUUGGAGCUCGCUGCAGUCCGAGCCCGCACUAAACCGAACGAACGAGGAGAAAGCUCUGGAUAUUCCGCUCCAGAGGCCGCAUGCUUUCCUGAGACUUCCAGCUGGACUUGGCGAAGUUUCGUCCGCGGCGUCACGGCCAACUGUUGCCCGCUCGGAGCGCCUCUCGGGCCGGCUCGACCCUCCAGCAGCAGCCGCUGGUUCGCUUUCAUGGCUGCCUGCGACUCCGGCCUGAGGCCGCCUAUCCCCGGGAGUCUCUUCCUCCGUGCUCUGAAGCGCUCGGGCCUUAUUGAUGCAUGAUAACCAGAGACCUGCUGGAGAACCUCAGAUCUGCGUCGGUGCUCUGCUUCGGCCCCGCGUCGGGAGAGGAGCCCGUGAGUCCGGGCCCCGGGCCCCCGCCCGGCCCCCGUGUGGCACGGCGAGCCGCGGAGUCCAGCUCGGGGAGGCCCGGCUGCGGCUGGCACCCCGGCCUUAUGGGGCAGCAGCCGGGGAAGUUUGUCGGGGACCAGAGGAGACCCAGUCUGCCGGCCUUCAUCAAAGGGGGGAAGAGGGGGGAGUCGCGCCAUGGCAGCCAACCCUGCAACAUAUUUGUCGUGCACGAAGCUCUCCAGAGACCUGACUUGGAGGGUCAGGGUCUGACCGAAGCCGCCCGCUGGAACUCCAAGGAGAACCUGCUGGCCGGGCCCAGCGAGAAUGACCCCAACCUGUUCGUGGCGCUGUACGACUUCGUGGCCAGCGGCGACAACACGCUGAGCAUCACCAAAGGGGAGAAGCUGCGAGUGCUGGGCUACAACCACAAUGGCGAGUGGUGCGAGGCGCAGACCAAGAACGGCCAGGGCUGGGUGCCGUCCAACUACAUCACCCCCGUCAACAGCCUGGAGAAGCACAGCUGGUACCACGGGCCCGUGUCGCGCAACGCCGCCGAGUACCUGCUCAGCUCGGGCAUCAACGGCAGCUUCCUGGUGCGGGAGAGCGAGAGCAGCCCGGGGCAGAGGUCCAUCUCCCUGCGCUACGAGGGGCGGGUGUACCACUACCGCAUCAACACGGCGUCCGACGCCAAGCUCUACGUGUCGUCGGAAAGCCGCUUCAACACGCUGGCCGAGCUGGUGCACCACCACUCCACGGUGGCCGACGGCCUCAUCACCACGCUGCACUACCCGGCGCCCAAGCGCAACAAGCCCACCAUCUACGGCGUCUCGCCCAACUACGACAAGUGGGAGAUGGAGCGCACCGACAUCACCAUGAAGCACAAGCUGGGCGGCGGCCAGUACGGCGAGGUGUACGAGGGCGUCUGGAAGAAGUACAACCUCACCGUGGCCGUCAAGACCCUGAAGGAGGACACCAUGGAGGUGGAGGAGUUCCUCAAGGAGGCCGCCGUCAUGAAGGAGAUCAAACACCCCAACCUGGUGCAGCUGCUGGGUGUGUGCACCCGGGAGCCCCCCUUCUACAUCAUCACGGAGUUCAUGACCCACGGGAACCUCCUGGACUACCUGAGGGACUGCAACCGGGAGGAGGUGAACGCCGUGGUGCUGCUGUAUAUGGCCACGCAGAUCUCCUCCGCCAUGGAGUACCUGGAGAAGAAGAACUUCAUCCACAGGGACCUGGCUGCUCGGAACUGUCUGGUGGGGGAGAACCACCUGGUGAAGGUGGCGGACUUCGGCCUGAGCCGGCUGAUGACCGGAGACACGUACACGGCGCACGCCGGGGCCAAGUUCCCCAUCAAGUGGACGGCUCCAGAGAGUCUGGCCUACAACAAGUUCUCCAUCAAGUCUGACGUGUGGGCGUUCGGCGUGCUGCUGUGGGAGAUCGCCACCUACGGGAUGUCUCCGUACCCCGGCAUCGACCUGUCUCAGGUGUACGAGCUGCUGGAGAAGGACUACCGCAUGGACCGGCCGGAGGGCUGCCCCGAGAAGGUGUACGAGCUGAUGACGGCCUGCUGGAGGUGGAACCCUCUGGAACGUCCGUCGUUUGCUGAGACGCACCAAGCCUUCGAGACCAUGUUCCAGGAGUCCAGCAUCUCUGACGAGGUGGAGAAGGAGUUGGGGAAGAAGGAGAAGAAGGCGAUAUUGGGCCCCAUUCAGCAGGCGCCCGAGCUGCCCACCAAGACCAGAACCCUCCGCAAGAACAUGGACAAUCGAGACGGGGACAGUCCAGACCUGGACCCGGAGGCGGCGGUGUCCUCCCCCAUGCUGCCCAGGAAGGAGCGCCCCCUCCUGGACGGCAACCUGAACGAGGACGACCGCCUGCUGCCCAAAGACAAGGACAAGACGCGCGGCAGCAGCUUCCUCAGCCUCAUCAAGAAGAAGAAGAAGAACGCCCCCGCCCCCCCAAAGCGCAGCUCGUCCUUCAGGGACAUGGACGUCCACCACGACAGGCGGGGCCUGACCCCCGACCCCCGGGACGGUGAUGCCUUCAACAACGGAGCGUCUCUGGCCCCCAAUGAUGCCCCGCACGGACUCGACCCCCCCUCCAAGUUCAUGGGCCCCAACAAUAACGGCGCCGGAGGGAUCGCCAACGGGGCCCCCAGCUACCCCGGACCUUUAUAUCCCCGAAAGAAGGGCGCGCCCGCCGUGCCCGGCCCCGGAGGAAAGGCCGCCACGACCCCGCCCAGUGAGGAGGAAACCCCCAUUUCCAACUCCAAGAGGUUCCUGUGGUCGUCCAGCCUGGCGACGGGCGGCGGCGCCGACGGCAACGAGUGGAAGUCCGUGACGCUGCCGCGGGACCUGGGCCAGCGCCACUUCGACUCGGGGACCUUCGGAGGGAAGCCGGCUCUGCCCCGCAAGAGGACCGGCGAGCAGAAGGGGGACGGCGCCCCCCGGAUGGGCACCCUCACCCCCCCGCCGCGCCUCAACGCCGCCGCCGACGUUCCCGCCGCCUUCCUGGGCAAAGACUGUGACCCCAGCCCGCAGGCCCUGACCCCGAAGGCGGUGAAGAGACCCGGCCUGGGCCUGGAGAACUCCAGGACCAGCGCCCUCCACGCCGAGCUGCUCAAGUCCAACGUGUUCCCGGCGCUGGGGGCGGCGGGGGAGGAGUGCCGCGCCCGCCGCAACAAGACCUCGCUGGACUCCUCGUCCUCGUCCGUCAGGGAGAGAGGGAAGCUACAGAAACCCAAACCCGCCCCGCCCCCGCCCCCCACCAACACCAAAACCGGCAAGGCGUCCCGCAGCCCCACGCAAGACCCGCCCCCGCCUUCCUCCGCUGCCCCGGACGUCAAAGCCAAGUGCCUCCCCGCCGUCUCGGACGCCAGCGACCCGGCCCGCGACGGCCCCAAGAAGCCGCCCGCCGCCAAACCUCAACCGCUCAAGACCUCCGCCUCCUCCACUUCAGUGACCAGCUCCGCCUCCAGCCACAGCCUGGGAGGCCCCUCCUCCUCGCCGUCCUCCCCCGGCGAUCCCGCCUCUCCCACCGCCUUCACGCCGCUGGCGAGAACCCGCUGCUCCCUCCGCAAGACGGCGCCGCGCCAGUCCUCCGAGCGCACGCCCAACUCGGCCGUGACGCGCGAGAUGGUGCUGGAGGGCACGGAGCUGCUGCGCGCCGCCAUCUGCCGCAACUCAGAGCAGACGGGCAGCCACGGCGCCGUGCUGGAGGCCGGCAAGAACCUGUCCAAGUACUGCAUGAGCUUCGUGGACUCCAUCCAGCAGAUGAGGAACAAGUUCGCCUUCCGGGAGGCCAUCAACAAGCUGGAGAGCAGCCUGCGCGAGCUGCAGAUCUGCCCCGCCGCCACCGGGGGCGCCAGCGCGCAGCAGGACUUCAGCAAGCUGCUGUCCUCCGUCAAGGAGAUCAGCGACAUCGUUCAGAGGUAGCGCC
Salarias fasciatus (jewelled blenny) is the source of this 4060-nucleotide messenger RNA. It is a transcript of the gene abl1, whose product is annotated as c-abl oncogene 1, non-receptor tyrosine kinase. Gene Ontology annotation, biological process: protein phosphorylation. The record is from RefSeq and is a predicted model, not a curated record. Gene Ontology annotation, molecular function: non-membrane spanning protein tyrosine kinase activity; ATP binding; protein binding. NCBI's taxonomy places the organism in Eukaryota, Metazoa, Chordata, Actinopteri, Blenniiformes, Blenniidae.